AUGAGUUCCAAGGACGACAAGAACAGUCGUAUUGCAAUUGUCAGUGCUGACAGGUGUAAGCCCAAGAAGUGUCGUCAGGAAUGUAAGCGGUCGUGUCCCGUGGUCAAGACCGGUAAACUCUGUAUUGAGGUGACGCCAACUUCUAAAAUUGCUUUCAUCUCCGAAAUUCUGUGUAUUGGGUGUGGUAUCUGUGUCAAGAAGUGUCCCUUCGAUGCCAUUCAGAUCAUCAAUUUGCCUACUAACCUGGAGUCGCACACUACACACAGAUACUCUGCCAACAGUUUCAAGUUGCACAGAUUGCCAACUCCAAGACCUGGCCAAGUGCUGGGGUUGGUCGGUACUAAUGGUAUCGGUAAAUCCACCGCCUUGAAGAUUCUUGCUGGUAAGCAGAAACCUAACUUGGGGAGGUACGAGGACCCACCAGAAUGGCAAGAGAUUAUCAAGUAUUUCCGUGGGUCUGAGUUGCAAAAUUACUUCACGAAAAUGCUGGAAGAUGACAUCAAGGCCAUUAUCAAACCACAAUACGUUGAUAACUUACCAAGAGCGAUCAAGGGCCCUGUCCAGAAAGUCGGCGAGUUGUUGAAGUUGAGAAAGGAGAAAGAUGUGGAUGUGGUGAAGAGCUUGAUUAAGGCUCUGCAAUUGGAGAAUGUUCUGAACAGAGAUAUUGACAAGUUGUCCGGUGGUGAGUUGCAAAGAUUCGCCAUUGCAAUGUCUGCUGUUCAAGACGCCGAUGUGUACAUGUUUGACGAACCUUCCUCUUAUCUGGAUGUCAAGCAACGUCUAAAGGCCGCCCAGGUUAUCAGAUCCUUGUUGGAACCAACCAAGUACGUUAUCUGUGUGGAGCACGAUUUGUCUGUGCUUGACUACUUGUCCGAUUUCAUUUGCAUCAUCUACGGUGUCCCAUCAGUGUACGGUGUGGUGACGUUGCCAUCUUCCGUCAGAGAAGGUAUCAAUAUUUUCCUAGAUGGUCACAUUCCUGCUGAAAACUUGAGGUUCAGAACUGAAGCUUUGCAAUUCAGAAUCGCCGAUGCGACCGAAGAGAUGAAGGGUGAAGCCACUAACGCUUAUCAAUACCCAAGCAUGAAGCGUACUCAAGGUGAUUUCUCCUUGAAAGUGGACGAAGGUGAGUUCUCAGACUCUGAAAUCUUGGUGAUGAUGGGUGAGAACGGUACCGGUAAGACUACGCUGAUCAAGUUGUUGGCUGGUGCCAUCGCUGCCGAUGACGGUAUCGAAGUCCCCAAGCUAAACGUCUCCAUGAAACCGCAGACUAUUGCUCCAAAAUUCCCUGGUACUGUUAGACAGUUGUUCUUCAAGAAAAUUAGAGGUCAGUUCUUGAACCCUCAAUUCCAAACGGAUGUUGUGAAACCAUUGAGGAUCGAUGACAUCAUUGACCAAGAGGUGAAGCACUUGUCCGGUGGUGAAUUGCAAAGAGUCGCCAUCGUCUUGUCCCUGGGUAUUCCUGCCGACAUUUACUUGAUCGAUGAACCUUCCGCCUACUUGGAUUCUGAACAGCGUAUUAUCUGUUCCAAGGUCAUCAGAAGAUUCAUUCUACACAACAAGAAGACUGCAUUCAUUGUCGAGCACGAUUUCAUCAUGGCCACAUACUUGGCCGAUAAAGUUAUCGUCUUCGAUGGUACCCCAUCGAAAUCCGCCCACGCCAGCGCUCCUGAAUCUUUGUUGACUGGGUGUAACAGAUUCUUGAAGAACCUGAACGUCACUUUCAGAAGAGAUCCAAACUCUUUCAGACCAAGAAUCAACAAGCUAGACUCGCAAAUGGAUAAAGAACAGAAACUUUCAGGUAACUACUUCUUCCUAGAUAACAGCGGUGUGUGA
Huiozyma naganishii CBS 8797 is the source of this 1833-nucleotide messenger RNA. It is a transcript of the gene RLI1, whose product is annotated as Fe-S cluster-binding ribosome biosynthesis protein. The record is from RefSeq and is a predicted model, not a curated record. Gene Ontology annotation, biological process: ribosomal subunit export from nucleus; translational initiation; translational termination. Lineage: Eukaryota; Fungi; Ascomycota; Saccharomycetes; Saccharomycetales; Saccharomycetaceae. Gene Ontology annotation, molecular function: iron ion binding; ATP binding; ribosomal small subunit binding. The transcript has a single exon. Bases 1 to 1833 code for a protein of 610 amino acids.